AUGCGUUCUUCAGUGAAAGGUGAAAUAGCAAUGUUUUCUCCCAAAAAAUCAUUGGAUCUUGCAUUUGAUAGAUUAACGUGUAAAGUCUGGGCGAAGUAAUCUAUUGUUACGUAACAUUAUGUUUACCGCAAUGAUUGAAACAUUGAAAAAUAUUUACAUAUUUAACAUGAAUAAUUUCUGUCUUGUGGAAUUGUAUAUUUGAUAUUAUUUAAAUGGUUCAUUAAUUCAAAUUAUAUUCAGGAUGUUGGACAAAGCAUUUUGUUUGCAUGAGGUUAUGUAGGAAUGGAUAUUUUCAUCAAAUAUAAAAAAUAUAAAAAAUUAAUAUUAGCCAAUAUGAUUAUUAUCAAAGUAUAAAAUCAAAGAGUAUAAGAAUUUUAUACUCUUUUUAUUUAAUAUAAGAUUUGUUAUAAUGUCAAGAAAAAGAAAAGACAAAGUUAAAGGGGAAAAUGGAUUUGAAGAUUGGGUAUGUAAAAACACUUAGAAUUUUGCAAUAAAGAUAAACAAGUUAAACAAGUUAAACAUAAAAAUGGGAUAAUUUUAGGGUGGAUAUAUGGCUGCAAAGCAAGCAAAAUUAGAAGAACAAUUUCAUAAUGAAGCGAACAAUGAAAUUAAAACAUCUAAUAUAUUUGAGGGAAUAGCAAUUUUUGUAAAUGGUUAUACCAAUCCAACUGCAGAUGAGCUUCGUCAUUUGAUGAUGUUGCAUGGGGGUACAUAUCACCAUUACAUGAGGCCAAAAGCAACAACUCAUAUUAUUGCAUCUAAUUUACCAUAUUCAAAGAUAAUGUUAUAUAAAAAAAGUCAAAAUCCAAUUCCUAUAUGUAAGCCUGAAUGGAUUAUGGACAGUAUCAAAGCAAACAGAGUUCUGAAUUUUCAAAAAUAUUUGCUUUAUUCCCAUUGUACAGAUGUACAACCACAAUUAAACUAUGUAAUACAAAAUAUAAAAAAUAAAACAGACAUUACUUUUUCAAAAAAUGAUGAAAUAAAUAGUCUAAAAAUCGAUAAUAAUAGAGCUGAAACAAUAACACAUACUUCAAUAAAAGAAAGUACCUCCAACCUUGCUUUACCAAUAAAUUCAAGAGAUACUCAUUCGACAAAAAAUUCAGAAUUUAUAUCAGAAUUUUACAGUAACUCACGAUUACAUCACAUUUCAACCAUGGGAGCCACAUUUAAAGAGUAUGUUAAUGAAUUAAGAGAUAAAAAUAAUGGUAAAUUUCCUGGCUUUACUAAGUUGAAAGAUAUUAGAUUGAAUAGAUCAUUAUUUGGUUCUCAAUUGGACUUUGAUCUUAAGCUUAAUGAUUUACCAGAAGAAAACAAGAUAAUUAGUCACGGUUGUAUUAUAAUGCAUAUAGAUAUGGAUUGUUUUUUUGUCUCAGUUGGUCUUAGAGAUAGACCAGAAUUGAAAGGCUUACCAAUUGCAGUAACACAUGCAAAAGGCAAUAAGGAUGGAGAACAUGGUUCAUUGUCAGAAAUAGCCUCUUGUUCUUAUGAAGCAAGGAAAGCUGGUGUGAAAAAUGGCAUGUUCUUAGGAGAAGCAUUAAAAAUAUGUCCCAAUUUAAAACCAAUACCAUAUAAUUUUGAUGGCUAUACAGAAGUUUCUUAUAUGUUGUAUGAUAUUGUGGCAUCAUACACAUUAGAUAUUGAAGCAGUUAGUUGUGACGAGAUGUAUGCAGACUGUACAAAAAUAUUAGAAGAAUCUUGUUUAACACCGAUACAAUUUGCAACUAUAAUUAGACAGGAAAUAAAAGAAAAAACUGGCUGUCCUGUGUCAACAGGGUUUGGAAGUAAUAAACUAUUGGCAAGAUUAGCAACAAGAAAAGCAAAGCCAGAUGGUCAAUUUUAUAUACAGCAGGAACAUAUUAAUGAUUGCAUUAGCACUUUUAAUGUGCAAGAUUUACCAGGGGUUGGGUGGACGACAACACAUAAAUUAAAGAAUCUUAAUGUACGAACGUGUGCUGAAUUGCAAACAAUCUCGUUGACGAUAUUACAGAAGGAAUUUGGGAAAAAAACGGGUGAAAUAUUAUAUAACAUGUGUCGUGGUGUAGAUAACUCGAAGCUUAAUUUAGAACACGUUAGAAAGUCUGUUUCCGCAGAGGUAAAUUAUGGAAUAAGGUUUGAGAACAAUGAUCAAGCAGUAGACUUUUUAAAAAAGUUAUGUCAUGAAGUAUGCAAUCGUUUAAAUAAAAUUCACGCAAAAGGUAGAUGCAUUACGUUAAAACUUUUAAUCAGAGCGAAGGAAGCGCCUAAGGAAACUGAAAAAUUUAUGGGACAUGGGUUGUGUGAUUACAUAACGAAAUCAAAAAAUUUGAUCUCUCCCAUUAACGAUGUCGAUAUUAUAACGAAGGAAGUCAUUACGCUUUGGAAUCAAAUACAAAAAGUGCCUGAAGAUGCAAGAGGCAUCGGCAUACAAAUAUCUAGACUAGAAAUAGUAAAAAAUAAGUCUCGUGGUACAAUUCUGACAAAUUUCAUUAAAAGCAAACCAGGUAGCACGGUUCAACAAUCUGUGGAAAUGAAUGAAGGCAAUGUAGUUCAACUUGUAACAAAUUCAAAUGUAGCCGCGACAAUAUCCGAUAAUAUUGAUAAUAAACAAAAAUUGGAUAUUCCACCUGGCAUGAACAAGUCAGUUCUUCCUGAACUUCCGGAAGAAAUACGAAAUGAAAUUUUGUAUCCUAACAAUGAUAAGAAAUUAAUGGAGGAUAAUAAAGAUCAAGCGACUGUUAACAUACAAAAUACGAAGAAAGUACAACCACAGAAAAGUGUGCAAACGCAUCAUGAGAAUUUUUUUAAACAAACGAAAGCUGGCAUUUCUAGACCAAAGGUGGAAAUGCCACCUAUUCAAGAGAUUGAUAUGUCCGUUUUAAUAGAAUUACCUGAAGAUAUACGGAAUGAGAUCCUUAAUGAAUACAGUGUCGCUAAGAAAAAUCAGAAUCAAACGAACCUGAACACAGGGACGGAUAGUAAAUCUUCAACUAGUAAAGCAUCAACUUCUACAGAAAUAAAUCGCGAUGAGCAAAACAUAUCUUACUCACAAGUAGAUCCAGAAUUUUUAGAGGCACUGUCGGAAGAUCUAAGACGCGAUGUUCAAAUGUAUUGUAUCGCUAAAAAAGCGGAACAUAGUUCGAAAAUAAAAAAGGAUGAGACAAAUAAUAAUGGACUGAUGAAACAUGAGAACGCGAAACAUAAUAAAAAAGUGGAACUUAACUCUAAAAAUAAAAACAGUAAUAAAAAUGGUAAAGGAACGCAUUAUAAAAAUAGGAAGAAAAAUGGGCAAGCAGCGCUCAGGACAAUUAAAAAUGUAAACAAGUCUGAAAACGUAGAGAAUAAAGCUAAUGCUGGUAUUGGAAAAUUCAUAAUACCUUUAGAAGGAGAAACCGAAUCUGCGAAUGAUGAAAUUACUGCGGAUGAUACAGAGGCUAUUCUUUCUCACAAUCGUACUAUCUCGGAAGACAAUGACACUGCAAACCAAUAUCAGGAUAUUUUACUUGAUCUCGUAAAUCGUUUACUUAAUCUACCUUUGAAACAGGUAGCUUUUAUACGUCUUUAUAUUGCUAUUUUAUAUCGUUAUAGAUUAUUUAACUUAAAAAGAUGUUGGAUAGGAUUGGUAAAAAUGCAAAUACAAACGUGGAUCGCUAAUUCUAAGAUCGUGAACGAAGUAGACUUUUUGUCGCUCGCGACAUUUCUUAGCAUGCUCCCGGAAAAGAAACGCAUCGAAGACUUACACGUGUUAUUAAAAACCAUGCAUAGAUGUAUGACAAAAACUGGAAAUUGCAUUUGGCAUGGGACAUAUAGGAAAACAGUAAAAUACGUUCAACAUUAUAUGCAAAUUGAAUAUAACAGUAACCUCAUGGUACCACCAAUCAAAUGCAAUCUUUUGCAGUGUAACAGUGAUGUA
Molecule: messenger RNA, 3889 nt
Organism: Heterotrigona itama
Lineage: Eukaryota; Metazoa; Arthropoda; Insecta; Hymenoptera; Apidae
Source: the annotation of a GenBank genome assembly